Messenger RNA from Closterium sp. NIES-65, 2055 nucleotides. The record is from the annotation of a GenBank genome assembly. NCBI's taxonomy places the organism in Eukaryota, Viridiplantae, Streptophyta, Zygnematophyceae, Desmidiales, Closteriaceae.
AUGAUGGUCGUCUUGGUGGUCGGUGCCUCCGUAGAUUACGCCUCGUCUUGCGAACCGUCGUCCCUUCCAGGCUUCGCGAAUUCCGUAGAUCUGUCGGGAAAUGGCCUAAUGCUGCACUGGACCCUCAACGCCUCGCGCCUGCAGUUCGCACUAGAAGCCAAACCCGCCAGUGCGGCCGAGUCCGGCUGGUUCUCCGUCGGCUGGACGGCAAACCGCGGCCGUAUGUACCCCGCGGAUUGCGUGGUCGGGAACCUUCCGGGAAGCAGCGUCGGCGCGUAUCACAUCAGCGGAUACAGCCAGUCUGACGUGGCGCCUUCUGAUGGGUUCUCGAUUGGGACGCCUGAGUUGACAGCUGCGAGUAAUGGUGGCGGCACAAUUAUGAGGUUCGCCCGGUCAGAAGGGGACGGAGGGGCCGUACCAGUCAGCUUCACUGGCACCAACAGCCUCAUCUGGGCCUUCUCCGAAGGUUCAAUGAAUGUGGACUUCACGUGUCAGACUGCACCUGCUGCUGGCACCUCAAUCUCAGAUGAUGACGACAAUGAUGACGACGACAAUGGGGGUGAUGAUGAUGAUGAUGACGACGACGAUGAUGAUGGUGAAGAGGAGGAAGAUGAGAACCAAUCAUCGGGGUCCACGUCAGCAGCUGCUGCUGCGUCUGGGAGUGGCAGCCAGGCGUGCCAGCCGUCCACCCUGCCGGUUUAUUCCUGCUCCGUGCAGCUCAAGGGAAAAGAAAUUCUCAAAAGUCCCUCUCAGCAAUCCGCCCCCCUUCUCUUUUCUCCCCCCAUCCACUUCACGACUCCUGUUAGUUUCAUCCUCCAUUGGAAGACCGGGGCAAACACAGUAGCAAUGGCUGCUGAAGUGGCGACGUCUGGUUGGGUGGCGAUCGGAUGGUCCAAGAGCAGCAAGAUGUACCCCGCUGACGCAGCCAUUGGGAAUCUGCCACCUGGCACUCUCGCCAACGGGGCGGCGGUGGGAGCCUAUCACAUGAGCGGCUACGGCCUGUCUGACGUGGCGCUGACGUCAUCGUUCGAGCUGACCAACACGACGACCACCACAGCAAAUGGCCGAACAACAAUCACCUUAGAGCAGCCCCUCUCAGUGGAAUCGGUCCCAAUCAGCAGUCCCUCUCAGUGGAAUCGGUCCCAAUCAGCAGUCCCUCUCAGUGGAAUCGGUCCCAAUCAGCAGUCCCUCUCAGUGGAAUCGGUCCCAAUCAGCAGCCCCUCUCAGUGGAAUCGGUCCCAAUCAGCAGUCCCUCUCAGUGGAAUCGGUCCCAAUCAGCAGCCCCUCUCAGUGGAAUCGGUCCCAAUCAGCAGCCCCUCUCAGUGGAAUCGCUUUGAGCGCCCCCUCUCAGUGGGUGCGGUCCCGAUCGAUCAGCAGCGGCGCCACCAGCAUGCUCUGGGCUCCGACCGGCCAGUUUCGGUGGGAGCCGUGCCCAUCAGCAGUAGCGGCGCCACCAGCGUGCUCUGGGCCUUCUCAGUCUUCGAGCGCCCCUUGUCAGUGGGGUCUGUCCCAUUCAGCAGCAGCGGCGCCACAAGCGUGCUCUGGGCCAUCUCAUGGUCUAAGCCCGACGACCCCUCCCCCUUCCCCCAUCUUAUCCACCCUUCACCUCCCGCCCACAGCUUCGAGCGACCCCUCUCGGUGGGUUCUGUCCCAAUCAGCAGCAGUGGCGCCACCAACAUGCUCUUCGCAUUCUCUCGCCUUGCCUCCCUCCUAUUCAACUCUGCCUACUUUUUGUCCCCCCGUGGCUUCACCUCACCUCACCCGCAACACAAUUGCAGCUUUGAGCGACCCCUCUCAGUGGGAGUGGUCCCCAUCAGCAGCAGCGGCGCCACCAGCGUGCUCUGGGCCUUCUCUCGCUCCGACUCGCAGCAACUGGACGACCACGGGCCAAAUGACGUGCUCUGGGCCUUCUCUUGCUCCGACUCGCAGCAACUGGACGACCACGGCCCCAACGACAUUGGGAGGACCACGGGCCAAAUGAGUGAGUGGCAUGUGCUGGGGAGAAAGGGGCUUGCUUGGCCCAACCAGUCGGUUACAGGCAUGGGAAGCCAAUAG